CAGAGAACGCUUUCUUAUUUUAUUUUUUUUCCAAGUCAACAUGCCCGUCUAGACUUUGAGCUUUAUUGCAAGUCAAGAGAAAAUGGGCUGGAUCACCUUAAAAAAAAAAAAAAAAAAAGGUCUCAGCUAGCUUCACCGGAGGCUUGUUCCUCUGCAAACAUCUAUCUGUAGGCAAACGCUGAGAAAGUUGGACUCGGGCCUGGCUGGAGGGAGGAAGGCCACCCCCUCCCCUAUUUUCCGGAGCAGAGUUUCCAAUCCCAGUCAAGCGGUGGUGCUAAGUGCUUGCUUCUGAGGCUCUGCGUUUCCUAAUUUCAUGGUCAUAACAGCCUCGGAACGGAUUCUACCAAAACUGAAAACACAAGGUUCCAUGCUCAGCAGCCCUGUGGCGCCAGGAGAGGCCAAUGCCCCCUCCUCUGCCGUUCUGUGGCACAAGAAGGCGGUCUCUGGGUGACAUUCUUCUCAAGCAGGCAGUUAUCGUCUAGCAUGGCUGCUUGUUCCUAAUAUGCUAUUAAUCACGGACACACAAAUAAGGAGCACCCUUGCGGAGGUGGCCCGUCCGCUGCUGAGCGCUCUGCGUGCGCAGGGAGCCUGCCUGCACCUCGCCGGCCGCCCCUGACCAUGACCAUGACCCUCCACACCAAAGCUUCGGGAAUGGCCUUGCUGCACCAGAUCCAAGGGAACGAGCUGGAGCCCCUUAACCGCCAGCAGCUCAAGGUGCCCCUGGAGAGGGCCCUGGGCGAGGUGUACGUGGACAGCAGCAAGCCCGCUGUGUUCAACUACCCCGAGGGCGCCGCCUACGAGUUCAACGCCGCAGCCGCGGCUGCCACGGCGCCGGUCUACGGCCAGUCGGGCAUCGCCUAUGGCCCCGGGUCCGAGGCUGCCGCCUUCGGUGCCAACAGCCUGGGGGCUUUCCCCCAGCUCAACAGCGUGUCGCCCAGCCCGCUGAUGCUACUGCACCCGCCGCCGCCACAGUUGUCGCCCUUCCUGCACCCGCACGGCCAGCAGGUGCCCUACUACCUGGAGAAUGAGCCUAACGCCUACGCCGCCGCCGUGCGCGACGCCGGCCCUCCCGCCUUCUUCAGGUCCAGUUCUGAUAAUCGACGCCAGAAUGGCCGAGAGAGACUGUCCAGCAGUGAGAAAGGAAGCAUGGCCAUGGAGUCUGCCAAGGAGACUCGCUACUGUGCAGUGUGCAAUGACUAUGCCUCUGGCUACCAUUAUGGGGUCUGGUCCUGCGAAGGCUGCAAGGCUUUCUUCAAGAGAAGUAUUCAAGGACACAAUGACUACAUGUGUCCAGCUACAAACCAGUGCACCAUCGACAAGAACAGGAGAAAGAGCUGUCAGGCCUGCCGGCUGCGCAAGUGUUACGAAGUGGGCAUGAUGAAGGGCGGGAUACGGAAGGACCGUCGAGGAGGGAGAAUGCUGAAGCACAAACGCCAGAGAGAUGACUUGGAAGGCAGGAGUGAAAUGGGGCCUUCGGGAGACAUGCGGGCCGCCAACCUUUGGCCGAGCCCCCUCGUCAUCAAGCACACUAAGAAGAACAGCCCCGCCUUGUCCUUGACAGCUGACCAGAUGGUCAGUGCCUUGCUGGAUGCCGAACCGCCCUUGAUCUAUUCGGAGUAUGAUCCUUCUAGACCUUUCAGCGAAGCUUCAAUGAUGGGCCUACUCACCAACCUGGCAGACCGGGAGCUGGUUCACAUGAUCAACUGGGCGAAGAGGGUGCCAGGCUUUGGAGACUUAAAUCUCCACGAUCAGGUCCACCUCCUGGAGUGUGCCUGGCUGGAGAUCCUGAUGAUUGGCCUCAUCUGGCGCUCCAUGGAACACCCAGGAAAGCUUCUGUUUGCACCUAACUUGCUCCUGGACAGGAAUCAGGGUAAAUGUGUAGAGGGCAUGGUGGAGAUCUUUGACAUGUUGCUGGCUGCGUCGUCUCGGUUCCGCACGAUGAACCUGCAGGGAGAGGAAUUUGUGUGCCUCAAAUCCAUCAUUUUACUUAAUUCUGGAGUGUACACAUUUCUGUCCAGCACCUUGAAGUCUCUGGAAGAGAAGGACCACAUCCACCGAGUCCUGGAUAAGAUCACAGACACUUUGAUCCACCUGAUGGCCAAAGCUGGCCUGACUCUGCAGCAGCAGCAUCGUCGUCUGGCCCAGCUCCUCCUCAUUCUCUCCCACAUCCGGCACAUGAGUAACAAAGGCAUGGAGCAUCUCUACAACAUGAAAUGCAAGAACGUUGUACCCCUCUAUGACCUGCUGCUGGAGAUGUUGGAUGCUCACCGCCUCCAUGCCCCAACCAGUCGCAUGGGGGUCUCCCCAGAGGAGCCCAGCCAGAGCCAGCUGACCACCGCCAGCUCCACUUCAGCACAUUCCUUACAAACCUACUACAUCCCCCCAGAAGCAGAGGGUUUUCCCAACACAAUCUGAGAGCUCCCAGGCUCCCCCAAGGCUCUGAGAAUCCCUGCAGCAUUUUCCCCAUGUUAUGUAUCACUUUAGCAGAAUUCUGUCUCCUGCAUACACUCUGGCAUGCGUCCACCACCAGUGGCUUUCUAGUAUGAGUGACCAUUCAUUUGCUUGCUCAGUUCUUAGUGGCAUGUCUUCUGUUGGGAACAGCCAAAAGGGAUUCCAGGGCUAAUUCUUGGUAACAGCUGUUUCCCCCUUUGCUACAUCGCUAAGUCUGAGGAUUCCUGUAGUCUUCAUGACCAAAUUGAGAUAACUGCAUUGAAGCUACUAGUUGAGACCCAAGCCUAGAGAGUUGACAUUUCACCUCCGAUAAGCACUUUGUAUAUGGCUCCAAGAGUAAGCCUCAGCAAAGACUUUGAAGUGGCUCCUUUAAUUGAAGCCUUCGAGAAAGCUAUCUCAUGGGUUCCGUAAUGCACUCUCUUGUAUUCCUAUAGCAACAUUUGACUUGAUUAAAGGGAACUAUUGAGCCCCUAUAGGAAUACAAGAUGCACACAGGGAAGGAAGCCCCCACCCCACCCCCCGGCUCCUGUUGUCAAGACCCUGUCAACUUAAUACACUGCACCUUCCAGCUUCUAAAGCGUCAACUGCUGAGCACUGUACACAGGUCAUGGGUUCUAGAUAAUUCUUUUUCCCACGACUUGUGGGAACCAGUAAGUCAGUUUCAGUUAACACCCUGACAUGAGGGCUAUAGGGUGUUUGGAUCUUAUUUGAUUUUCAUUUUAUAAUUACCCUUCUGCCCCUGGGGUUUGCAGUAAAGGCGGCUUGGGUACUUGCUUUGGUGAGUCUAGCAUUCAUCAGCAGAGGGCACUCUCCUUGUCUCCUCCCCAUGUGAACUGCCCUGAAUUGUCUGUCCCCUUGUAGAGCAACCAAGGGCAGUUACAACGAACCUAUGCUCUGACUAUACCUUUUGUUUUACUUAGUUUUAUUCUUGAGUGGAGAGCACAUAAUAAAUGUACAAUGACUGUGACUCAAAAGGAGUCUGAACAAGAAGGAGAAAUGUGCAGAAAGACCCAGCCAUAGGCAGCAGCUUCCCUGGAGUAUCCUUCACAGCAACACACAGUGGAGCUGCCCUCGGAUCCACUGGCUGGUGGCCUCUUCAUUCCAGGUAUGGGCCUGAAAUGAUGAGUCGACGGUAGAUAUCUGAGUUCCUUCAGAUCCUCCAGAAGCUUGAGGGAGGCAUGGGGGCAAGGUCUUGGAGCACUCAUGACUCAGGCUGAUGAGGGGUUGCUCAGAUUAGAGUGUCCUUGUCUAUUCGGAACUCAUCCCCGAACCAGCUGGUGUGGCCCUGGGGAGGAAAAUUCAUCCCUCUCCACAGCUCAUGUUCUUAAACUUCAUAAGGCAGAGACUGAGGCCAGAAUUGGGCCAUGAGAGACCUUUGACCAAGGGGAUAAAAAGAAAGGCCUACCCUAGCCACCCCUACCCACGCCCCCUGGGGUGUUGGCCUCUCUAGUGAAACUAAGGAUUAUUUCCUGUGCUUGAUCAAAAUGAAAGGUUGGUUUCCUUCCCUGACUUCAUUAUCCAUAAUUUGAACUCCAUCGAGCUGUGACGUGUUAGCCAACAACCCAGGUGAAUGGCUAGGUUUCUCUUGGUCUGUCCUCUUUGGAAUGGUGGGUUCCAUUAAUUUCUGGCCUCCCGGUUAAGUGACUACCAAAGAACUGGGAAACUGGGAGGGCCAUUGUUUUUUCUCCUUUUUUUAAUUUUUCCUAUUUGUGCAUCAAAUUCUGGGACAAUUUUAUGUAUCUGCUUUAAGAAUAUGUUUAAGGACAUAAUUCAUUUGUUUGUAUUUGUUUAAAAGCACCUUAUAUAGUAUAAUAUAUAUUUUUUUGAAAUUGAAUUGCUCGUUUAUCAGACAAUUGAAUGUAAUAGUUCUGUUCUGAGUUUUAAUUUGACUGGGUUUUAACAUUGCAAAAACCAAGGGAAAAAUAUUUAGGUUUUUUGUAGACUUUUCAAGCUACCAUGUCAUGUAUGCAGUUAUUAAUACCUAAAGCCUGGUGAUUUUCAUUUAAAUGAAGAUCACAUUUCAUAUCAACUUUUGUAUCCACAGUAGACAAAAUAGCACUAAUCUGUAUGCCUAUUGUUGGAUGUUGAAUGAUAGACAAUCUUAUGUAGCAGAGAUUAUGCCUGAUAAGGAAAAUUAUUCAGGGCAGCUAAUUUUGCUUUUACCAAAAUAUCAGUAGUAAUAUUUUUGGACAGUAGCUAAUGGGUCAGUGGGUUCUUUUUAAUGUUUAUACUGAGAUUUUUCUUUUACAAAAAUAAAAACAAAAAUAUAAAAAAAAAACUUCUAGGACUUUAGAUGAUGUAAUACCAGCUAAAUCCAAACAAUACUCUAGUGGAGGGUUUUGCAUUAUCCAUCGACUGUGUUUGUAUUCAUGUUAUGAUAACACAUUUGAAAUAGGCAGAGAACACCAGACAGCUGAAGUAUUAGCCCACAAGUUUCAAAUAAUGUUUGGAAAUCUCUUUUUACCCUUAUCUGAAGUGCCAAUUCUGAGCAGCUGACAUAUUUCAGCUGCUGUUGUGUUGGGGGCAUUGGGGACAUGCCAGAGAGUCAUACCUGUACCUUUCUCCCACCUGGAGGCAAUUUAAAAUUGGAAUGCCAUGAUCUGUCUAGAGUUGGGCUGAGGUGGGAACGUAGAUCUGGGAACUGGAAGAAUGGGGGAAAUGGUGAUAGAGAGUACAGAGAGUACUCUGGCACCUUGACUGUGCUCCAGGUUUCAGAAUUUCCUUUCUAUCUGCACUGUAAUGAAAUAAUAAGUAGCUCCAUGGGUAGCCAUUUCCAAAAUGUCGGCUUGAAUUCCGAGGAAGAGUGUGGAGGCAGCAGUAAAAUCCAAAGAAUAAUCCAGCAAGGGGUCUGCCUGAGUUUCCUUUAGCCAUUGCUUCGCCUGCUGAUUUGAUUCUGGUCGUCCAAAGAGAAGACCCUAUCAAUGUAAGUGACAAAAUCCAGUCCCCAAAGAAGUGCCAUCUUUGACAGAUUUCCCUGAGAACAUAGCAGAUAUGUUUUUCCAUGACAUAUCUUUUGUCUUUGUAGGGGGGAGGGCUGAACAAGUAAGUGACUUAUUAAUAAUUUCCUUUUAAUUACACUGUCGUGUCCAGACUUCAAAGUCUUACACAUUGAAAAGGUCUUUGACUCCAGCCAUGGGUUUGGAGUUACCCAUAUCCCUGCGUGAAGUCAAUGACAAAUCUCUUCCUAUUCAUGCUUUGCAACUCCGAGUUGUACUGUGGAUACUGAGAACGAUCACUAGGACCAUAGUAAUGUCUAAUAUUCACAGUCAGAUCUGCUUGGGGAACCUAAGUCUUUUAAAGGCAAAUAGAGUCAUACAGUAGCUCACAAGGCAACCAUGAUUCUCUUUGGUGCAAGUCUUGGGAGGUUGAUCCAGCAUACACUUCCUAGAUUAACUCCAUGAAAAUGGACUCCCUUUCAACUGGAGCAAACGAAUCUAACCAUGGUCCCAAACAGCCAUCCUUUCAUUAGUGUGAGUGUGCUCUAUUUCUAGCUUCAUCUCUUUUCCAUUUAAAUUAAGGUAUGGUCUCAUUUAAAGUCCUGUAAACUUGUUUUCUAAGUGGUUGUUGUCUCAGUUAUGGAACUUCAAUUUUGCACUGUCAGAGAUUUGAGAUAAAUUUCUGUUCGCUUUUAUUUUUCUUUCUUUUGCAUCCAAAUGUGCCUGAAAUUUUAAGAUAUGUAAAUGCUGCCAUGUUCCAAACCCAUCUUUAGUGUCUUUGUACAGAGCUGUGCACCCUGGAAAUAUAACACACAGUCCCAUGAGCAGGUGCCUAAGACAUGGACCCCUUUGCAUUCACGGAGAGGUCAUUGGUCAUAGAGACUUGAAUUAAUAAGUGACAUUAUGCCAGUUUAUGUUCUUACACAGCUUACAAACAAUGCUUUUUGUGCACUACAUAUUCUUCAGUGUAGAGCUCUUGUUUUCCGAGGAAAGGCACAGAUGUCCAAUUGUGCUUGAUGGACUAAAUACACUCUGCUACUGAUGCACACUACUAUUGAUGUGAUCCUGUUUUGUUGCAGCUUUGCUUUGUUUAAGGAAACACACUUGUAAGCCUCUUUUGCACCUUGAACCAGUAAAGAAUCCAGUGGGAUGCUCAAGCACCUGUAAACCAUCUUCUCAAUGUAUUUGAUGUUCAAAUAAAAAAAUAAACUAAAGGCAA
Peromyscus maniculatus bairdii (prairie deer mouse) is the source of this 6606-nucleotide messenger RNA. NCBI's taxonomy places the organism in Eukaryota, Metazoa, Chordata, Mammalia, Rodentia, Cricetidae. The record is from RefSeq and is a predicted model, not a curated record.